Molecule: messenger RNA, 2502 nt
Organism: Cryptosporidium muris RN66
Lineage: Eukaryota; Apicomplexa; Conoidasida; Eucoccidiorida; Cryptosporidiidae
Product: DNA replication licencing factor MCM7, putative
Exons: 1
Coding region: 1-2502 (833 amino acids)
Biological process (GO): DNA strand elongation involved in DNA replication; double-strand break repair via break-induced replication; DNA replication initiation
Cellular component (GO): nucleus; MCM complex
Molecular function (GO): single-stranded DNA binding; ATP binding; single-stranded DNA helicase activity
Source: RefSeq, a predicted model, not a curated record
AUGUUAAGACUUGAGAAAUCAGAAAAUGCUCACGAGAAAGUGAGGAUUUAUGCAGACCAUAUAAAAGUAUUAACAAACUUUUUUGAAGACUUUGAAUCUUGUGUAGCUCAUAAAGAAUAUGGAUUAAUUGAUUCUUCAUGUAAUAUGUGGGGAAAUAAAAAGUAUAAAAGACAACUACAGAUGAUAUCAAAUAAAUGUAGUAAAGUAUUAAGUUUGGAAAUUGAUGAUUUAUUAAGUUAUAGUCCAUUUCAAGAAAAGGGGGAAUAUUCUGAUAUAAUUCCUUCUAUAUUGACAAAUACAAGGAGGUAUAUACAAUUAAUAUAUAUAGCAGCGGAUAAAUGUAUGCCACCACCAUCUGAUAUAUCAUUAUCUACUUUAAAGAUUGAAGAUUUAAGCGAAGAUAAGAGAUCAGAAUCUAUGCAAGCAUGCAAUGUCCCUCCUUAUUUAAGAUGCUCCUAUGAAAUUUACAUAAUACCAAAUCUUAAAAUGCCGAUAACACCACUACGUCAGGUUAGAGCAGAUUUUGUUGGUGGUUAUGUUAGGAUGGAAUGUAUUGUAAUCAGAGUAGCUAAUGUAAAACCAAGGAUACAAGUUGUAAGUUAUACUUGUGAAAUAUGUGGAGCAAAUAUCUGGCAGGCAGUAGAAGGUCCAAGUUAUAUGCCACUUUUUGACUGUCAAUCAACUACUUGUAAAAAUAAUAAGAGAACGGGUAAUUUAAGGUGUAAUAUAAAAGAAUGUAAAUUUAUUAAAUAUCAAGAAGUCCGAGUUCAAGAACCUGCAGAUCAAGUACCAACUGGUAAUGUACCGAGAACUAUUAAAGUUGUUGUAUUAGGUGAAAAUACAAGGCGUUUAUUACCUGGUAUGUAUGUAACAUUAUCUGGAAUAUUUCUUCCUGUAGUGAAAGAAGGUUUCCAAGCUUUGAAAUCUGGUCUAACUGCUGAUACAUAUUUAGAAGCUCACCAUAUAUAUCAAUCUAUAAGUAGUAAAUGUAUAAAUCUUACUGAAGAUGAAGAAAAAUUCCUUGGAUUACUAGAAGAAAGUAGUAAGAAGUCAAAUGAUGGAUUAAAUAUUCCUGAAAUAGAUAAAAUUAGUAAUACAGCUACAAAUUCUGGUAUAUCAUUAAGAAUAUCUAGAUUAUACUCAGAUUUAUAUACUAGAUUAGCUAAUAGUAUUGCUCCUGAAAUAUUUGGUAUGUUAGAUGUUAAGAAAGGAUUACUAUUACAACUUGUUGGAGGUGUUACCAAUCUUGUAAAGGAUGGAAUGAAAAUUAGAGGGAAUAUUCAUAUAUUACUGAUGGGAGAUCCGGGAGUAGCUAAAAGCCAACUUUUAACUCAAAUUACUAAGAUUGCACCUAGAGCUAUUUAUGCUACUGGUAAAGGUAGUAGUGGUGUUGGAUUAACUGCUUCUGUUAUUAGAGAUCAGGUGACAUCAGAAAUUACUUUGGAGGGUGGUGCUUUAGUUCUAGCAGACAAUGGCUUGUGUUGUAUAGAUGAAUUUGAUAAAAUGGAUGAGUCAGAUAGAACUGCUAUUCAUGAAGUAAUGGAACAGCAAACUGUUUCAAUUGCUAAAGCUGGUAUAACUACAACUUUAAAUGCUCGUUCAUCUGUAUUAGCAGCUGCAAAUCCAGUUUCUGGUCGUUAUGAUCCAAAAAAAUCUCCAGUGGCAAAUAUGAACUUACCAGAUUCAUUAUUAUCACGUUUUGAUCUUCAAUUUUUACUUCUUGAUAUUCCCGAUAAAGAUAAAGAUUUAAUGUUAGCUUAUCAUGUUUUACAUGUUCAUCAGUAUGAUAAAGCUCCAGGUAAAAAAGUAUUUAAUAAAUCUCUUACUCCUAAUCAGGAUGGGAUUAGAAAAGGAAGGGCAAAAGUAAGAAGACGCUUAAAUGAUAAUGAAGAUAAUAAACAGGAUGAUGAUGAGCGACCAUUUUCAACAUCUUUUAUGCGUGCAUUUAUUGAAAAGGCUCGAAAAUAUGAGCCAUUGAUUCCAAGUGAAUUAGUACCAGAGAUAGUAGAACACUAUGUAGAAAUGAGAAAGCAGGAGAGUCUUGAACAAUCAAAAGAUGACUGGAGGAGAUCAUAUACUACACCAAGAGCAUUACUUGGAAUACUUCGUCUUUCACAAGCAUUAGCUCGUCUUAGAUUUAGUAAUAUUGUUGAGAGAUAUGACUUUGAGGAAGCUACAAGACUUAUGAUAGAAAGUAAAAGAAGUGUAACAAAACCAGGUGAUAAUAGCUCAAAUAAUAUAAAUAAAAAUAGGAAAAGUGAUUUUAGAGAUCAAAUAAUUGAAAUUAUUAGAGAUUUGCAUCAAAAACAAGCUAAUAAAAACCUAAAUCGUAAGGAUGAACUAAUACAAUUAAAUAUUUCUGAUAUUGAAAGUAAUGUUAUUCAUCGUGGAUUAUUAAAAAAACAGAUGGAACUUGUUAUUGAUGAAUAUAUUGAACUUGGAGUUUUAUAUAAAAGUCCUAAUGGACAAUAUAUUGCUUUUGUUACUGAUACCUCUUUAUAA